This is a messenger RNA of Ornithodoros turicata, 2092 nucleotides long. It is a transcript of the gene Sms, whose product is annotated as spermine synthase-like. Gene Ontology annotation, molecular function: spermine synthase activity. Bases 173 to 1303 code for a protein of 376 amino acids. The record is from RefSeq and is a predicted model, not a curated record. The transcript has 12 exons. Lineage: Eukaryota; Metazoa; Arthropoda; Arachnida; Ixodida; Argasidae. Gene Ontology annotation, biological process: spermine biosynthetic process.
GGGAUCAUUCCAGCCGGUUGAAAGGCACAGCGAAAAAGCAAUUUCUACAUGAAAGGAUGACGCUACUAUUCUCGCCCCACAGUACUGUCUAAUAGACCCUGGCUCAACUGACGGUGUGGACGGCAUAAGAGGACCGGGACGUCGACAUUCACCUCGAGAAACUGCGGGUCCCAUGUUGUCAGCUCUAGUGGCAAGUACAAGCAGAAUGACUGUCCUCACUGCUAUGGUGGAUAUCUGGCUUGACAGGAGUAUUUGCUCAAAUCCAACAGCCAAAGCCUCCGCUGUUCAGUCUAUUGAAUGCAUCCUGUCCACGCUCUGUUUGGUUCGGCAGCAUGACAUAGAGAUGCCAGGUUUCCAUGUCUUUCUCUAUGCAGCACCGUCACUCAAACGAUCCUGCGUCGUGAACAUUUACUCAUCUGGUUUCACGACCAUAACUGUAGAAGAUGGCAGUAACGAUUCACCCCUCACAAAUCAGGUGAUGGAAGAAAUGAAGCAGAAGUUGAAGAAGACCCUGCAGUCACGGAUGGAAAAGAUUCCUCUGAUAAAGCGUGGUGCUCCAGUGCCAAACUACUACACGACGUCGGACGAGCGCAUUCUGGAGUACGACUUUGACAAGAUAGUAUUUGAAAGUGACUCCAAGUACCAGCAUGUCAAGAUUCUUCACUCGCCUACACUUGGAAAUUGUUUGCUCCUUGACGAUAUGCAAAAUUUGGCCGAAAAAGAUAUAAACUACACUCAUGGCCUGAUGAAUUACAAGCAGAUAUGCUACAAGGAUAAGGAAAUACUUAUCCUCGGUGGCGGUGAUGGGGGCCUCCUGCAUGAACUUCUUAAAGAGAAGCCCAAGCAUGUCACAAUGGUGGACAUUGAUGAAAUGGUGAUCAGUGCAUGUCGAGACCACCUAAGGGGAGCCUGUGGAGAUGUUUUAGACAGCAUGGUGGGAAAAAAUUAUGAGAUCAUUAUCGAUGACUGUAUGAAUAAGAUGAAAGAUUAUAUAGAAGAAGGAAGGCUGUUUGACAUAGUCUUCAACGACCUGACGGAUUUCCCAAUCAGCUCGGAACCUCAAGCUAUCACAGGUGGACACUGGGACUUUGUGAGAAAGAUAGUCAACAUGAGUAUGAAAGUGCUGAGACAAAAUGGCCGCCUGCUCAAUCAUGCAAUAGGUGUAAGUUGCCCAUCCUCACUCGAAACAUAUGAGAAGCUGUUGAAGAGUCUUCCAGUCAACGUUGAGUUCACUAAGCACUCUGACCAUGUACCUUCUUUUAUGGAAGAAUGGGUAUUUUAUGAAAUCCGAAAGCUGGAAUGAUGAACAUGUAGGUUUAGCACCAGUACCUUAUUUAUAUCAAUGCCUGGCAGCCAAGUUCAGUCCUUAGUGUAUUGCUCGUCUUUGUCAUUGGCUGGCCUGUUGCACUGCCAGCUGUUCACAGUGUUCCAUGUGUUUUUCUUUCUUGAAAGGCUUUCCGUAGAAUAGGUGACAAUACUUACAGUGCAUUCUCCUGCUGCUCAACAGUUGUCUCUCAACCACAGUAUUACAGUAUCCAAUGUAGUUUUAUUAAAAUAUGUGUAUUUCAAUUAGAGUUCAUACUUUUAUUAAUUAAUAGCUUUAAUAGAAACACCCCAAUCGUCAUCACCAAAAUAAAGUUGUUGUAUUAUAAUAGUUUGUUUUCCCAGAGAAUGCUCCCCUUCAUUUUAUUCUAGUCUUACUAAGCCUUGCGCAAAGUGAAGUGAAGUGAAGAGUAAGGUAACGUGUGCAGACAUGGAAGACAUUGCACCUGGGUACCGAGCUGUUCUAUAUUAUAAUGACAGGGUCCCUUGCAGCUGUUCUGAAAAUCUGCAUGUGGUCCUUCGUUUGUGUUACUUCUCAUCCUAAGGAUGAAUGUAAGUUAUGGGUCUGCAUGACCUGUUUUACCAGUGGUUUACGAAAUAGGUUUGUGUAUCCGUCUCACGCAUAGAAAAUGGCAACAUCGUCACUGGUCAAAUCACGUCACAGGUCAUGUCUGUUUUAUUUCUUAUUUUAUGAGCAUGUGUGUGUAAGUAGAAAUGAUUGUGAAUAUUAUUAAUUAGUGACCAUGUUAUGGAACAACUUUUAAUAAAA